CAAUCCCGAAUAAUUGUUAGACAACUGCAUUUAUGAUGUCAAUGAGAAGAUAUGUUUCCCAAUAUUUAUUUCACUCGCAAUUUGAAGAGAAAAAACAUGCGAUAGUACAUCUGCACAGGUACAUAGAGCGAAUAAACAGAUUUGCCCUGUACUGCUCUAAUUAUGUAUAAUCUAUUCAGAUAAAGAGUCACAGGAUGUCAUCUGAUAUGAAUCGCCUAUUAUACUCACAUUUACUAAUGUAUCGUUAGAGAUGGACACCAAUGAAAAAAGUGCCCUUCUUCCGAAUGAAAGAAGAGGAGUCAUUCAGAAUGUAUCCAAGAAAGACCAUGAUACUCACAUAACCAUCUCAACCAAUGACUUCAUCAUACGGAAUAUAAACAUUAUUCUGAUAGCAUGUGCUGUGACUAUAGGAGGUGUGAGUAAAGCUCAAUACAUCUACAAAUGGGUAUCCUUAAACACAGUCUUGCCUGACCUCAUCCCAGAGACCAAUGCCACCUCAACUGGUAACAACUCACAACAAUGUGCUACAAAUUCAUCAUCUGAUGCUGAGGACGAGUACCAAAGACUCGCAGCUCGCUUGACUCUUUUUUUCACUUUGACCGAAAAAGGAAUAGCUCUUCCGGUUCUGGUAUUUUUCGGAAUUUACUCAGAUCGAAUUGGUCGAAAACCUUUGAUGAUUGCCGGAACGGUAGCAGAAUGCUUAAAAUACGGAAUUACGUCGUUUUUCAUUUAUAAAGACUUUCACAUCAACUACCUGUAUAUUUCGUUUGCGGUUAGUGGCUUAGGAGGGACUUACUUUUCGUUCUAUCUUGGAACCUUUGCAGCUAUCGCAGAUACCACAGCUCGAAGCAAACAAAGAACGUUCAGCAUUGCAUUGCUUGAUGCUGUGGUAGGUGUCAGUGGCUUGGUGGCACAAAUCACAGCUGGAUACAUGAUAAAGAUUACGGGCUAUAUCUAUAUCAAUAUGAUGGUAGCUGGGUUAUUUAUAUUAGUAUCAUUAUCUAUCAUAUGUCUAUAUAAAGAAACCCGUACAAAUGGACAACAUGCCAACUCACCAAAACACAAAACAUCAUGGAGUAUUUGUGAUGCUAUCAAAAGAAUAACAGGUUUUUACACACAUAAAGAACAACGACGAAAUAUGCCACUAUCUAUAUUUCUAACAAAUGCAGUUGUUUUUAUCAUCCUCUACAGUAUGGGAAGUGCUAGAUCUGAUAUAGAGAUUCUAUACACCUUGAAUUUUCCAUUUUGCUGGUCAUCUGUGAAGAUAGGAUAUUAUCGUGCCGCAAAAGACUUCGUUCAAAUGGUUGUUGGAGUUAUCCUCAUAAAACUUCUACAUUUUUGCACUUCCGAUGAGAUAAUAUGUAUUCUUGGAUGCGUUUCUGGUAUCGCGUCAAUGUUAAUAAUGGGGUUUGCUUCCAACGAUUGGAUGCUGUAUCUUGCUACAGGGCUCGGAAUCAUGUGUAUAGUCCCGCUACCGCUGAUAAGGGGAAUAUUUUCGAAAACAGUUUUAUCAGACAAACAAGGCGCAUUGUUUGCCAACAUCUAUAUAUUUGAAGUGUUGUGUAGUUUGGGCGGAAGCACAAUUUACAACAACGUUUAUGCCGAGACACAAACCACCAUGAAAGGUGUGACGUUCCUUGUCAUGGCAGGAGUCUACCUCUUAUCAGGGAUCUUAUUGAUUAUCUGUUUGUGUUUGACCUCGUCGUGGGAGACGUCUAAUCUAUAUACCACAGUAGACAAUGAACCCUCAGUGAACUGCAGAAGAAGUGACACUCCAUGCGUAGAUAACGUCGAUUUGAUGAACAGUAAUCCACCUGACGAUACUAACAAUGUUGAGGUUAAUACAGAGGAAGUCGACUCGGUCUAGUGCUAUCGUCGGCUUUGGAGUAUUAUACAGAUGAAGUCGACUCGGUCUAGUGCUAUCGUCGGCUUUGGAGUAUUAUACGGAGGAAGUCGACUCGGUCUAGUGCUAUCAUCGGCUUUGGAGUAUUAUACAGAGGAAGUCGACUCGGUCUAGUGCUAUCGUCGGCUUUGGAGUAUUAUACAGAGGACGUCGACUGGGUGUAGUGCUAUCGUCGGCUUUAGAGUAUUAUACAGAUGAAUUCGACUCGGUCUAGUGCUAUCGUCGGCUUCGGAGUAUUAUACAGAUGAAGUCGACUCGGUCUAGUGCUAUCGUCAGCUUUACAGUAUUAUACAGAUGAAGUCGACUCGGUGUAGUGCUAUCGUCAGCUUUACAGUAUUAUACAGAUGAAGUCGACUCGGUGUAGUGCUAUCGCCAGCUUUACAGUAUUAUACAGAUGAAGUCGACUCGGUCUAGUGCUAUCGUCAGCUUUGGAGUAUUAUACAGAGGAAGUCGACUCGGUCUAGUGCUAUCGUCGGCUUUGGGGUAUUAUACAGAUGAAGUCGACUCGGUCUAGUGCUAUCGUCAGCGUUACAGUAUUAUACAGAUGAAGUCGACUCGGUGUAGUGCUAUCGUCGGCUUUGGAGUAUUAUACAGAUGAAGUCGACUCGGUCUAGUGCUAUCGUCGGCUUUGGAGUAUUAUACAGAGGAAGUCGACUCGGUCUAGUGCUGUCGUCAGCUUUAGAGUAUUAUACAGUUGAAGUCGACUCGGUCUAGUGCUAUCAUCGAUGUUUGAGUGUAUUAUAACAGCAAAGCAGAUAUUAAAGGUUUAAUGAUGCACAAAGGUUGAUAAGUAUAAAGCAGACAUUGAUUCAUUUAUUACAACUCUGUUAGAUUAUAUAUGAAAACAUUCAUAUAUUCUUAUAUAUCAUUAUAUUUUCGUGGAGCUCGGAUCGUGUUCCUCAAUUGAUUGGUACAAAAGGAUGCAAGGACGUUUGAAUAUAAACAGAAAGUGUCAGCAAACAAGACUGUAAGCACAUUCUAUGCUAAGUUAAUACUGAAUUACAAUAAAAAGACUCAAUUAACAAUUUCACAACUGAUAUGGCAAGUGAUAAAAUUCGUAUAAGUGUGUUAUUGUUUUUG
Pecten maximus is the source of this 2983-nucleotide messenger RNA. Its product is annotated as proton-coupled folate transporter-like. Lineage: Eukaryota; Metazoa; Mollusca; Bivalvia; Pectinida; Pectinidae. Gene Ontology annotation, cellular component: membrane. The record is from RefSeq and is a predicted model, not a curated record. The coding region runs from base 251 to 1867 and encodes 538 amino acids. Gene Ontology annotation, molecular function: transmembrane transporter activity. The transcript has 4 exons. Gene Ontology annotation, biological process: transmembrane transport.